Polistes dominula (European paper wasp) is the source of this 2673-nucleotide messenger RNA. RefSeq lists its product as uncharacterized. Gene Ontology annotation, cellular component: nucleus. Gene Ontology annotation, molecular function: DNA-binding transcription factor activity; DNA binding. Lineage: Eukaryota; Metazoa; Arthropoda; Insecta; Hymenoptera; Vespidae. The record is from RefSeq and is a predicted model, not a curated record. Gene Ontology annotation, biological process: regulation of DNA-templated transcription; circadian rhythm.
UACACACAUACAUACAUAGUCGCAUAGAGAUGCAAAAGGAGAGUGGAGAGUGCACGAAUUGCGCGAUCGAAGUAGUAUGCUGUUUUGCACCAGACUUGCAUCAUGAUGUACUAAGAAGACGAAUUAUGGUGGCAGAAUUUGUCGCCCGUCAAAGUGGAUCGCCCAUCAAUGGUGAGACCGCUUGCCUAAAUAGCAACAUGCCAGCUAGCCACACAAUGGCACACGCAGGUCACGAUGCUCACGGACCAUUACCACCGCUAACACAUCCGGCUCAUCACGGUGGACCGCAUCAUCAGACGCAACAACAGCAGCAACAGCAACAGCAGCAUCAUCAUCAUCAUCAUCAACAGCAGCAGCAGCAGCAGCAGCAGCAGCAGCAACAGCAGGCACAACAGCAGCAGCAGCAGCAGCAGCAUCUUCAACAAGACGCCCAACAGGUGACACAUCCCGAAAACUUCCCCCCGAACUUCGACAUCAGAAAAGAGCUCUUUUCCCAGCGCAAGCAACGAGAAUUCAUCCCGGACAACAAGAAGGAUGACAGCUAUUGGGACCGGAGGAGACGCAACAACGAGGCAGCCAAGCGGUCACGCGAGAAAAGACGAUUCAACGAUAUGGUUCUCGAGCAACGAGUUAUGGAGCUGAGCAAGGAAAACCACAUCCUAAAGGCGCAGCUCGAGGCAAUACGCGACAAAUUUGGAAUAUGCGGCGAAUCCGUGAUCAGUACGGAACACGUUCUCGCUGCGUUGCCCGCGGAGCCACCGAUCAGCGUUAAGAGGGCGAAACUACCAACAUCGGCAGCCAUUCUUUACGCGAGAACUCCCAGCCCGGUUCACACCUCGGUUAUCCACCAGCCGGUCAGCGGUGCCAGAUCACCAAGAUCACCUGCGCAGCUUUACGUGCCCGAAACAACGGCUUAUCCGGAAACGGAGAGCUUCCAAUAUCCUUACCCACACCCAGCUAUGCAUCUCGAUACAACGAGCGCGUUAAAUUUAUCACGCGGUCGAAGAGCACAAUCACCUUUCGAGUUGUCCUCUGGUAGCGGCGACGAAGGUGGACCACAAUUGGUAGUAAACUCAUCGGCCAACAACAGUCUACCGCACAAACUGAGGCAUAAAUCCCGCAUCGGUGACAAGGACGCCGCUAGUGCUCUCCUUGCGUUGCAAGGUAUCAAGCAGGAACCUGGACCAAGAGCGUCGCCCCCAUGGGACAACGAAGGUUCCAGCGACGAACGUGAUUCUGGUAUUUCUUUGGGAGCCGAAUGGACCGGACCAAGCGUCGUACCUACCGUCCCGGAAAGUGAAAGGGAAGUCAAGUCGAGGCUCGAUCGUCUCGCAUCCGAAGUUGCAUCUUUGCAAUCGAUAUUGCGUCUUGGCAAGCCAGCCGACAGUCUUAUGACUGGACACUCAUUGUCAACUAACGCGACGACCAAUGGACCAUGAACGAAACUACAUCUUUCCAAGAGUUUUCUCUGCAUAAUUAACUCUAUUCGAAUUGUUUGCGCGUUUUAUUCUCUUUGAGAUGCUCUCCCCAAUUGGUUCUUGCUUGCUAAUAACUUUGAUCAAAGUUUAUUAGAAAAUAUCGAGCCAUUCGUUUACUUGUCGCGUGAACAACAAAUUCUACCCUCAAACGACGAACAAAAGAGGAGGAGGAGGAGGAGGAGGAUCGUCAUAAGAACUUUCUUAUGAAUUUUCAGUGACUAUCGAUGUACGCACGGGCUUACUACUCUACAAAUAUACGUGUUACAUAUUAUUUAUAUACAUGCGCAUAGAUACGUACAAAUUUCUAAGGAGUUUAGGAAAACAUUUUAAAAAGAAUUUCCAACGAGAGUUUAUUAUUUUCUAUACCUAAGUGAUAUAUGUUUACUUUUUUCCUUUCUUUGAUUUAAUUAAUGAAAUAACGAAUCAAUCAUCCUACUCCUUAAGGCGCGUAUUCCCUAAGCGGAUUUAUUAUUAAAUAGUAAACGAGUUAAGCUGCUUUCACGCGAAUGCAAUUUUACAAAAUGUAUCCACAAUACUUACGUUUCGUCGGCGUGUACGCGAUAAAUACCCCCUCUUUCAAAAAUAUUUCAUUUCAAAGCCUACCUAUAGUAACAUUUUAGAAAUGUUAUUUCGUGUCGAAGCGGCUUUAUUCUCUUAUUUAACAAUUACGUCGCGCAACCGGCUAUCUCACUACCACAACGAUACGUUCAAAAAUGUAACAUUUCGUAUCAUAGAGAUUGAUAAAGCGUUGAAAUAAUAAGCUCUCGUUUCGAUAACAUUCUUCUUCAAGACUAUUUUCAUUUUCUUCCUACGUAAAUUACAUACAUAUAUAUAUAUAUAUAUAUAUAUAUAUAUAUAUAUAUUCAUAUAUGUACAUUAAUAUUUACAGAAAAGGAAAGAAAAAAAUGUCUUUCAUUGAAGAACGGAUGUAUCACGUCACGUUUAUACACACGCACACACCACACACACACACACACACAAAGUCGCCUUAUUAGAAAUUACUAUACUCUACAUCUAUGGCGCACGAUAAAAAUCAAAACAAUCAUUAUCAUUAUCUUUUUUCUUCUUUUAAUACAAUUCUCGAGCCUUUAUUGUCCAACCGAAUGAAUCUAUUUUUAUGCAAAAUCAAUGUUUUUACAUUCGCCGACGAAAACAAGAAAAUAAAAGAAAAGAAAAGAAAAGAUAAUGAAAUAAA